CUCUUCUGUGAGAGCAAUUAGAAGUUAGUGUUCCGUGCAAGCGGAGAACCGAGUGGUAUCGCAUCUACACAAAGUAUUUUCCAUGGUAGUUGAGCUUUCCAACCCACCGAGAUUCUUAAUCACAUAACAAAAUACAACUGGCGCAAAAAUGGAGAUGAUUCCAUCAGAUCCAGAUGAUGUAGUGUUUAGAGAGCUACCAUACAGACAGAAAGCCAAGAGGAUUAUAACAGCACUUGCCGCUCUAAGUGUGCUGCUUAUCAUUAUUUGUGCUAUCUUCAUUGUGUUAUUUGCGAUGGAGAAAACAAAAUCUCAAGAGAAAGGAGAAUUAUGGACUGAAAAAUCAGUACAAAAGACCUGUGCCUCAAAAAAAUGCUUGUUCGCUGCUGUUGACAUGUUAAAGCAGCUCAACCAGACCGUGGACCCAUGCUAUGACUUUUACGAAUACGCCUGUGGAGGUUGGGAAAGUGAGAAUGCUUUGGAGCCCGGGGAGACCCACGUUACUGGAUUCUCAUUGGUAAAAGAGAAAAGUUACGAAGUCCUUUAUGAAGCACUGGUGAAUGCAGAGAAAAAUUACUCAACCAACGAAGCUGUUAUGAAGACAGUCAAGUUUUACAACGUCUGUAUUGACGAGGACGCGGUUGAGACCCGAGGAGAUGAUCCGCUCAAGAAGCUGAUUGACAAGAUGGGUGGAUGGAAUGUAACGGGUAGCAUGACGCCUCUUUCGUCCAUGAACAUCAUAGAGAGAAUUGGAAAAGUGUCCAGGGAACUGUUUAUAAAGCCAUUUGUUGAUGUGAAAGUGUCUGUCGAUCCCCAUGAUUCAAAUAAGCACAUUGUACAGUUUCAAAUGGGAAAGCUCGGAAUGCUUCCGUCAUACUACAGAACGAAUACCCGCGAUUAUCAAACCAUUAGGGAAGCUUAUAAGACGUACAUGAAGACAAUCGCCAAAUAUCUGGGAGGAGGUGCAGACUCUGAUGACCAGAUGAUGAAAGUUUUUGACUUGGAGACGAAGAUAGCCAAUCUGGGUCAAGAUGGCGAAGACGGCUCCAUCAUAGAAAAGUUAAAGAAAGACUUGCCACCAGGAGCGAUUGUCGGGGACUACAGGUUAACAAUGGAACAGAUCAGCGAAACAACAGAGAUAGACCUUAGAGAAAUUGUUGCUCUGCUAAACGCUGUUUUUAAGAGGCAAAACCGUAAAUUCCAGAAAGACGAGAAAGUGAUUGCAUACCCCCCAAAGUAUUACGCGGAGCUCUUUUCGCUGUACCAGAACGUCUCCAAAUCAUAACACAAAUGACAGAGUUGAUCAAAGAAGAAUUUAUAAGCGGCCUCGACUCAUUGGAAUGGAUGUCUUCCUUGAC
Stylophora pistillata is the source of this 1355-nucleotide messenger RNA. Its product is annotated as endothelin-converting enzyme 1. NCBI's taxonomy places the organism in Eukaryota, Metazoa, Cnidaria, Anthozoa, Scleractinia, Pocilloporidae. Gene Ontology annotation, biological process: protein processing. Gene Ontology annotation, cellular component: plasma membrane. Gene Ontology annotation, molecular function: metalloendopeptidase activity. The record is from RefSeq and is a predicted model, not a curated record.